Molecule: messenger RNA, 819 nt
Organism: Sclerotinia sclerotiorum 1980 UF-70
Lineage: Eukaryota; Fungi; Ascomycota; Leotiomycetes; Helotiales; Sclerotiniaceae
Exons: 4
Coding region: 1-819 (272 amino acids)
Molecular function (GO): oxidoreductase activity
Source: RefSeq, a predicted model, not a curated record
AUGGAGCGAAAUAUUGUAUACUUCAUUACAGGAGCUAAUUCAGGUAUCGGACUCCAGAUAACCCGCAACUUUCUCCUCCGCGAGAAUACAACAGUUAUAGCUACCAAACGUAGUUUAUCCACUCCACCACACGACCUUGAAAAUCUUCCUGCAGCGAAGGGGUCAAAGUUACUUGUUGUCCCGCUUGAGUUUGUUGCUUCGGCGAGCCGUGCGAGUGGAGAGACUAAAGAGAACAAGGAAAAUUCAGUUGAAGAUCUAGUUCCGAGAUUGAAGAAUGAGGGAAUAAACAGAAUUGACGUAUUAAUCUUCAACGCUGGAGUUGCGUCGAGUUUCGAAAGUGUGAAGGAGUCGAGAAUGCAGGAGUUGAUGGCUCAUUUUGAGAUUAAUGCCAUGGCGCCAAUUCAGACUUAUCAAACUUUGCGAUCGCUUUUCCUUGCUCCUUAUCCUUCUGGCGGUGAGGGAGAAGCUGCAGGAGUCAAGGAGAAAAAACUCAUCUACAUUUCCAGCAAUCUAGGUUCAAUCGGAGAUAUGGGAACUGCGGUACCUAGUUUGGCUUAUGGGAUGAGUAAAGCGGCUGCGAAUUAUUUUGUGAGGAAGACCCAUUUUGAGGAGGGGGAGGGCGUGGUGGCUUUGGCUUUGCAUCCUGGAUGGGUUAAAACGAAGAUGGGACAGGCAUUUGCAGAUUCUGUCGGCGUGAACGAGCCACCUUUGACUGUGGAGGGGAGUGCGGAUGGUGUGCUUAAACAGGUUGAUACGGCGACUAGGGAGACUAUGUCCGGGGGCUUUUUCUCGUACAAUGGAGAUGCUAUUCCUUGGUAA